CCCCCUCAGAGGCCAGGAAGCACAGAGGGUAUAAAAGAUCUGAGAGCAGCUCCACUCAGGCUUCAGACCUGCAUCACCUGCGCCAAUCUCACACUGCAUUUCAGUCCUAUUGCAAUGCUGUCCCGGACGCUGGUUGCUCCGUUGAUCUUUGCAUUAGUGGGUGUCUCUAUUUCUGCACCAAUAAACGAUGGAAAAGAUAAUGAUGAGGCAGCUGCAGCCCUAGGGAUACUCAAUGAUCCAACUUCUCUCCCUGGAAAUGGAAUCUCAGGAACUACAGAAGAUUCAGCAGAGAAAAAAGGAGGUCCCAGUGACUCAUCUGACACCACUGAAAAACCAGAGGUUGAUAGUGCUCCUGACACAUCAGACACAAACAGUGACAAAAGCCUGGAUGAAGCCACCAGCGGUCCAGAUUCGAUAGACACAACAGAUACUGAUAGUGACACAGAAAAAGACACAGACACAGAUAAUAAAACAGAAACAGAUGCAUCGCAGCAGAAGACAGGCGAUUCAGAUGAGAGCAAAGAGAAACCAUCAGCGGAGGACAGCAAAGAUGCAGAUGAUGUUGAUACACAUUCAAAAGAAGAAAAAUCUACAGACACGGAUAAAAAGGCAGACACUGAUUCAGAUGGCUCAGACGGGGAUUCUGCUAGUGUGGAAAAGAAAGAUUCUGAUGAUGCACCUGAUGAUGCAAAUAAAACCUCUACAGAAGACACAGAUGAUUCAUCUGACAAGGAUUCUUCAGACACAGAUGAGCAGCAGGACUCUGAUGAUUCUGCAGAUUCUGACAAAGACAAAACAGAUGGAAACUUAGAUGAAAAGAGUGGCGAGAAAAAGGAGAAAGACACCAGUAAUGACUCCAGUAAAGACUCAGAAGACGAGGGUCGAGAAAGCUCUGAGACGCCAGACAAAAGCGACACAGACAGCGACUCAGACACUGAUGAGCUGAAAGUUUCAGACGACUCCAAAGACCAGGAUUCAGAAUCAAAAGACACCGACAGCAAGGAGAAGAAAGAGAAAGACCAGGACUCUGACAGCGACGCAGACACCAGCAGCGAUCAAGACAAAGCAGAUUCCCCUGAUGCAGCAGACGCCAAGGACAGCGCCGAGGAUAAAGACAAGGACAGCAGCGACCCGAAAGACACCGAAGAUGAUAGAGACAGUGAGAAGGAUGCCAAAAAGAAGGAGGACACCAAUGAGACGGGCAGCGAUAGCGAUGAGGGAAAAGAUAAGGAGGACGAAUCCAAACCAGACGAACAGGACAAGGAAGACACCACCUCAAAAGAAGACGCCACAGACAGUCAGUCUGAUGAAAGUCCACUGGAGGAAAUGAAAGAAGACAAGCAGGAAGACAAACCUGAGUCUGACAGCUCCAGUCUGGACUCAAAUUCAGACUCGGACACUGACAGUAAAGAUAAAGAGCAGGACAAAGAGAAGAAGAGAACAGAGUCCACAGACACAGAAAGCUCUGAUAGCGACACAGACAGCUCAGAAACAGGAGGGGAAGAUACUGAUGAAGACAAUGACUCCAGCAUGGAAAAGGAGAAACAAGAGUCUCCUGAUGGUGCAUCAAUAGAGACAAAUGAAUCUGACUCCAGCGAUGACCAUGACAAUCACUCGACAGAUGUUACAACAUCAAACGAGGAACACACUGAUGCAGACAGCCAUGAUGCUGCAGACGAUGAUGACGACACUGACGCCCAUGAUGAUGAAGUCAGGGUUGGAGAUGGCAUAGACACUGCUUCUAAAAAACACGAUGAACCAGAUCAUCUUGAUGACACAACACAAGGAUCAGAUGAUGGCAGCAAAACCCCUAUGCCAAGCUCCUAGCGACCAGGACUCUACAAAAACACUGUAACAGAUUUUUCCUGGAGAGACGUAAAAAGAACCACCCGAGACAGUCAAGAUAACCAGAGUUUCACAUCCCAUUAAAACACAUGACAUGUCCCUCUCGUCCUUUCUUUCUUUCUUUCUCUCUCUCUCUCUCUCUCUCUCUCUCUCUCAUAUGGUGAAGGUUCCUUUCUAAGGGUUCUGGGAUGCAGAUUAAAUUAUUUGGCUGUUUGCUGUACAUUCCAUUUGUUAACUUUGUCCUAAUUCUAGAACUUUUGUAUCGUUUGAUAUAUUAAUUUUACCAAGAUGGAAAUGCAUGAUGAACAGUGAGCUUCUGGAAUUGCGUAUCUCAUGCAUUUGUCUGUUUGCGUAGGGCCUAAAUAUAUUUUGUUUUGAGUGACACAUUAAACAUAGAGAGUAGAACUAACAGAAGGAAUUUUGAGAAAGCUACACGAUUCGGGUCUGGUGAAAAUGUUGAUCUGUCAAACCUGCGAUGGUUCCAUUGGUUUGUCCACAUGGUGUCCCCAUCCUUGACACUGACACUGAAAGACUGCAGCUGCUGCAACGAGAACCUUCCCUCUUGCUCUCAGAUAAACGCCGGCCUGAAAUGUCACAGAAUGAGAUAUUUUCUGCCCACCCAAUGAUUUGAGAAUGUACAGACAAUUUCUGAUAUAAUCUCUGAUGUCUAUGUCUCUGUGGAGGAAUACUAAUAAACUAGCAAUGUAAGAGCACAGAUUGCUCUGAAAACUGUCAAAAAAAAAUUUUGUAUAGAUUUACAAGAAGUCAUUUUAAUAUGUACACAGGGAGCAAAUCUAAUAAAGACUGGGUUGUCAGAAAA
This is a messenger RNA of Cyprinus carpio (common carp), 2665 nucleotides long. RefSeq lists its product as uncharacterized. NCBI's taxonomy places the organism in Eukaryota, Metazoa, Chordata, Actinopteri, Cypriniformes, Cyprinidae. The record is from RefSeq and is a predicted model, not a curated record.